AUGGCAGCCUUCCGUAAUGCUGUAUCUUUUAAUCAGAAACAAGAACAAGCACUCUGGUUUCCAUUAUUGGAGGCAAUGAUGGCCCCUCAGAAGCUGUCCGGUUCGGCUGUACCUCCUCUACACUCUGAAGCUCUGAAAUCUUUGACUAUGCAAGUUCUAAACAGCAUGGCAGCAUUUAUUGCCCUUCCAUCAAUCUUGCAAAGAAUCUUACAGGAUCCAGUUUAUGGAAGAGGAAAGCUUGGAGAAAUUCAGGGACUUAUUCUGGGAAUGUUAGAUACCUUUAACUAUGAACAAACCCUGCUGGAAACUACAACUAGUCUUCUAAACCAAGAUCUCCACUGGUCAUUGUGUAACCUGAGAGCUUCAGUCACUAGAGGACUGAAUCCUAAACAGGAUUACUGCUCUAUAUGUUUGCAGCAGUACAAGAGACGCCAGGAAAUGGCUGAUGAAAUCAUUGUCUUUAGUUGUGGCCAUUUGUAUCACUCAUUCUGUCUACAAAACAAAGAAUGCACCACAGAAAUUAAGGGCCAAACAAGAUGGACAUGUUACAAGUGCAGCUCAAGUAGCAAAGUAGGAAAACUAAGUGAAAAUUCAUCUGAAAUUAAAAAGGGAAGGAUAACUCCAUCACAGGUAAGACUUUUCUCCGUGACAAAAUGGAGAAACUCGUUUCUUAUUAAUGUUGUUUAG
This is a messenger RNA of Carlito syrichta (Philippine tarsier), 687 nucleotides long. RefSeq names its product vacuolar protein sorting-associated protein 8 homolog. The record is from RefSeq and is a predicted model, not a curated record. NCBI's taxonomy places the organism in Eukaryota, Metazoa, Chordata, Mammalia, Primates, Tarsiidae. The transcript is spliced from 7 exons. The coding region runs from base 1 to 687 and encodes 228 amino acids. Gene Ontology annotation, biological process: protein targeting to vacuole; endosomal vesicle fusion. Gene Ontology annotation, cellular component: early endosome; CORVET complex; HOPS complex.